UGGGUUUCAUUUCAAGUAAAAGCAUUUGCUUAGAAGUGUAUACAGUUUUUGAUAUAUUUUUAUUGAUAAUUGAAGAUAAUAAGUAAUAUUUCAUAGUAUAAGCUGAAGAAAUGUUUUCUAAAGCAGGUUCAUAAAAAAUAAAUGGGAAUUGACAAUAUUUCAUUUUGCAAAAUCAACUGAAAUACUGAGUUGGAAAUAAAAACAAGGUGAUUCCUCUUACACCUUUAAUAAAAAUGAAUUAUCUUGAUAUUGUCUACUGAGAAAAUUAAUUGCUUAUUCCAUAAAUAUGUCCAAUGUGUGGAACAGGAAUCUUUACCGUCAACAGCAAGAAGCAUUUGUUUCUGGUCAUGGUGGGACAACAUCCAGAGAAGUUGUAUAUGCACUUUUACCAAACAUAUGCAGCAUUCUUUUAACUAUUACUACACUAGGUCUUAUAAAAAAAUUUAUUCAUAAAAAUGUUAGGGUUCUUAUAGAAUUUAUAUUAAUCGUAGUACCAUCCAUUUUAUGUUGCACAAUAUUAUCAGAGCACAUUGCUACUGUGUGUUGUGCUAUGAUGGUGAUAUCUAUUAUCAACAUGCUAUUGCUAGGAAUUAAUUCAAGUGCUUUGCCAACGUGCAAUGCAAAGCUUACUUAUGGCAAAAGGCCUUUUAUUACAUAUUUUAGAGCAUUGACUAACAUAAUAACAGCAAUAUGUAUAUUAGCUAUAGAUUUUCACAUCUUUCCUCGCAAAUUCGCGAAAACCGAGGUGUUUGGAUAUAGUUUGAUGGACACUGGUGUUGGAUUAUUUGUUCUAGCCAAUGCUUUAGUAGCUCCAGAGGCUAGAGACUUUUCUCCAAGACUCAGAAUAGGUUUCCUUCACACUAUAUCCAGGAACAUAAAACAAUCAGCUAGAAGUUGUAUUCCAUUGUUGAUAUUAGGUUUUGGCCGGUCUGUAGCCAUUGAAGUUCUAGGAUAUCAGAAACACGUAACUGAAUAUGGGAUUCAUUGGAAUUUUUUCAUAACUCUGGCUUUUGUUAAACUGUUCACAAGCUCCAUUACAAGUACUAUCAAUUCUAAAUACUCAUUGUUAUCAGGCAUCUGGAUUUUAGGAAUGCAUGAAUACAUUUUAAGCACCAAAGGGUUGAAACAAUGGGUUUUGAGUAAUAGACCAAGAAAUGAUUUUGUUUCUGCUAACAGGGAGGGAGUGGUGUCUGUACCCGGAUACGUUGGGCUUUAUUUAAUAGGUGUAGCAAUUGGUAGACUGAUACAUUCCACUUAUCAGAAUUCACGCGGUCAAAAUUCAUUACAGUACAAGCAUAAAACGUUCCAUAUCAAAUUGUUCGGAUACGAAUUCGACGCAAGUUACAACGAAUCCAUGAUACUGUGUAUUAAAUUAUCUUUGAUAUCUGCACAAACUUGUGCAGCCACUUUGUUCUGUGAUUCGUAUUUUAGAGUUUCGAGACGGUUAGCAAAUGCAGGCUACUGUAUGUGGAUACUUACCUUAGGUAGCAUGUUACUUACGUUAUUAUUAUUGGUAGAAAUAAUUACGGACCUAUUAAUUCAUGCAAUCACGGAUUCAGAAUUCGUGGAAAAGAAAAGCAGAACGCACAAAACGAACGUUAGAAAUAAACGGGAACACGUAGUCGAAGAAUCUAAGGAAAAGAUAAUUGUAGAUACCAUCGAAAUAUUGGAAGCUGUGAAUUACAAUGGUCUGCUUUUCUUUUUGUUAUCAAAUUUAAUGACCGGUGGUAUUAAUAUAUUAAUACCAACGUUAUAUGUGAAUCAAUCAAAAGCAGUGCAAAUAUUGAUUGCAUACAUGGCUGUAAACAUAACAUCAGUUUUAUUGUUGUAUAGGAAACAGGUACAGAUUAAGUUAUAAAAAUGUACGAUUCGUUGUACUAGUCACGCAUCAGGGUAUACAAUUUUAUAUAUAUUGUAAUGUAUAUACACAAUUAACAUUAAAUCACAAUCAGCCUAAGUGACUGAUAA
Osmia bicornis bicornis is the source of this 1968-nucleotide messenger RNA. RefSeq lists its product as uncharacterized. Gene Ontology annotation, cellular component: membrane; endoplasmic reticulum. Bases 287 to 1858 code for a protein of 523 amino acids. NCBI's taxonomy places the organism in Eukaryota, Metazoa, Arthropoda, Insecta, Hymenoptera, Megachilidae. Gene Ontology annotation, biological process: protein localization to plasma membrane; GPI anchor biosynthetic process. The transcript has 2 exons. The record is from RefSeq and is a predicted model, not a curated record. Gene Ontology annotation, molecular function: glucosaminyl-phosphatidylinositol O-acyltransferase activity.